CUGAUUUCCCCAAUAUUUCAGAAAAGAAAAAUUUUUGAACUUUAUGAACAACUUCGACAGAGAAUCGGCGUUCUUUUAAUUGGACCAAGUGGUUCUGGCAAAUCGACCAUUUGGAAAUUAUUAUUAAAAAUAUUAUCAAAAAUUAAAAAGCCAAUAAAUGUUCUUAAUCUGAAUCCGAAAUCGAUGCCAAGAACAAGGUUGCUUGGCCAUUUGGACGUUGAUACCCGUGAAUGGUUCGAUGGGGUGAUUACUAUAGCUGCUCGCCGAGUUGUCGGAGAUAUGAGUGUUCAUAACUGGAUCGUUUGCGAUGGAGAUAUUGAUCCAGAAUGGAUUGAAUCACUGAAUUCAGUUUUAGAUGAUAAUAAAGUGCUAACAAUGCCAUCUGGAGAACGCAUUCAGUUCGGUUCGAAUGUCAAUUUUAUUUUUGAAACAGAUAAUUUAAGUUAUGCAUCGCCAGCAACAGUUUCUCGUAUGGGCAUAAUAUACCUUAGUGAAAAAGAUGUGGAUAUUAAAGAAGUUAUAAAGCACUGGUUGAAAGAGGAAGAACAUAAUGCUCAUCCUGAUUUAGUGUAUUGGAUCGAUAACUAUCUUUAUAGGUGUCUGGAUUGGAUUUAUUUGAAAAAUUCGUUUCAAAUACAAAUAGGACGAAUAGCAACAAUAAAAAAUGCGUUAUGCCAAUUACGAGGCAAUGCAACAAGUCGAGAACAAUUUCUUAUAAGUCUUUAUCGUGGAUUAUCACCAAAUUUAACUCAGGAUAUAAGAAUCAAAUUUGGCAAAGAAGUUGUAUUUGAUGGUGUAAAUUUACCUGAUCCAAGCUUCCCAUGGAACAUUUAUAUUGAUGAUAGAACGAAUUCUUUAUCUUGCUACGAUAAUAAAAUUGAUAUGAAACUGGGACAGUCAAAAUAUGAAGAUAAUUUACCCACGGUUCUAACUGCAUUCACGCAAGCAAAUCGAGAUUCAAUAUUUUCGCUGUUAAAAAAUGGAAAUCGUCAGCCGAUAUUAUUAAUUGGUCCAGAUGGUUGUGGAAAAGAAUGUCUAUUGAGAUACUGCUUUUCACUUGAUUCAGAUAGCCAUUCGGAACACCUAUUGCAAAUCUUGGAUCAGCAUUGUGUAAAAAUAAGCGGAGCAGGUGGUCGAAUAUUGAAACCUAAAGAAAAAGCAAAUUUAUUGCUAUAUUUGAAAGGAUUGAACCUAGUUAAACCAGAUAAAUGGAAUACUUGCGAACUGAUUGCAUUUCUUCAUCAAAUGUUAACUUAUCGUGGCUAUUACGAUGAAUAUAUUGAAUGGAUUAGUUUAGAAAACAUUCAACUAAUUUGUUCGAUGAAUGUUAUUGACGAUCCAGGACAUUAUCUUUUAUCGCCGAGAUUCACUUCUCUGUUGAGGAUUUAUACUGUUGAUUAUCCGCUAGAAGAAGAUCUUAUUGUAAUAUGUGUGGCUUACUUGGAAUAUUUUUUACGCGAAGGAACCUUUUCAUCGAGAGAAAUCGAAAAAAUUGCCAGGUUGAUAGUGAAAAUCUUUGAGGAAUUACAAGCAGCAUUUAAAACAUACGACAACCCACAUUAUCUUUUUGCACCUAAAGAUUUAACAAAAUGGAUAAUUGGAAUUACUCGUUAUGACAUUGGAGGAAAUGAUUAUCAGCAUCUUAAUCAAUGUGUGCUAUAUGAAUGUCAACGCCUAUUCAGAGAUCGCUUAAUUAAUGAUGAACACAAGAUAAAGUUCGAUGAAAUUUUGAACAAUGCAGUAAGCUCUACGGUUUUUGCUCUGAAUUCAGAAAUUGAUGAAGCUGCUUUUAACAUUCCAUUAUUUGAUGAAUUUGUCAUAUUUUGCUCCCACAUCGAUCGAGCAUUGACCGCAGCAGGUGGCUCAAUUCUCUUAGCUGGUCGAUCAGGAAUAGGACGAAAGGCAGCAACAUGCUUGAUUGCUUAUAUGCAUCAAAUGAAAAUUUUUACGCCAAAAAUUUCAAAUUCAUACUCUAUCAAACAAUUCAAUAAUGAUUUAAAAUUAGCAAUACAGUCUACAACGAUUGAUUCUACUCCAACUGUGAUCAUUCUAGAAGAUUAUCAGAUAAUUGAAUCGUCUUUUUUGCAAUCCAUUAAUUCAAUAUUAGCAUGUGGUUAUAUUCCUGGACUGUUUUCUAGUCAAGAAUUCGAUUCAUUUUUACCAGCUUUGCGUGAUCUUGCUUCACAGGAUGCAUAUCAUGGCGAUUUACAUACUUAUUUUGCUUCCAAAGUGAAAACUAGUUUGCAUAUUGUUCUUAUAAUGGAUGUCGAUGCUCCUGAUUUUUCUACAAAAACACUCUCAGCUCCUUCAAUAUUCAAGCAUAUGGCGAUUAUAUGGAAGGAAAAAUGGAAUAAUGAUGGACUGUUACAGAUUCCGCGUAUGAUGCUUACACAAUAUAAAAUGAACUUCAGCGAAGAAAUUAUACGAAGUUUCGUGGCAGUCCAUGAGAUUUGCCCGAAAGAAUUUUCUUCGCCGUAUAAAUUUUUAAUUUUCAUUAAGACAUACAAAAAAUUGUUCACCCAGAAGAAAGAAGCAUUAGAAAAUCGAUUAAGAAAAUUGAAAGCUGGUACGACUAAAUUAAACGAAGCACGAGAGUUAAUAUCGCAAAUGCAACAAAAAGCUGGGAAAAAGAGCGAGCUUCUGGCUGAAAAACAAAGGGAAGCAGAUGCGGCAUUAAAAGCAAUCGCGCAAAGUAUGACGGGUGCAAAUGAACAAAAAACAAAUAUGGAAGAAUUGAGAAUAGCAAAAGAACAAGAAAAUCUACGCAUGGAAGAACAACGAAGCUUAAUCGACCAACAGUUACAAGAAGUCAGUGACCACUCUCUUAACACUCUCUUGAAUUUCAAAAAACAUGCGACUUUCCAUCCUAGACAAUUUGGUUCCAUCAGAUCUGAGAGUUUGUCAGAAAUUAGAAGCUUAAGAGCACCACCAGAAACUAUCAGAGAUAUAUUACAAGCUGUACUAUUAUUUAUGGGCAUUUUGGAUACAUCAUGGGAAAAUAUGAGAAGCAAACCUGCCACUAAAAUGAUGGUAAAAUCAGAGAGAGUAAAUAUGAUAAACUCAUUUAGAUUCCUGGCGAAGAGUGGAGUAAAAGAAGAAAUAAUAAAUUUUGAUGCUCGUCAAAUUACUUCGGAAAUAAAUGCAAAAGUUUCAACAUUAGUCAAUAGCAAGAAAGCAUCAUUUAAUCAAAAAAAUGCAAAGCGAGCUUCAGCAGCUGCUGCACCAUUAGCUGCGUGGGUAUGUGCAAAUCUUCAGUAUGCUUCUAUUCUUAAUCAAAUUGCUCCGCUCGAGCGCAAUAAAAGCGAAAUAAUGAGGCAAAUUUUUUUGGAUUUACAGCUAUUAACUCAGAAAAAAAAUAAAAUAGUCUUUAAAAAUGAAGAAAUAGCUCAAAUUAUUGAACCUUUAAGGAGCCUUGGAAAAGUUGAAAAGCAAAUGGAAAAAUUGUCCAAAGGUAUGAAGCAAGUUGACAUAAAAGUAGCUGAAUUAAAAAAUAAUUUUGAAGUUUUAAUGAAAGAUGCGACACGAAUAAAAAUCGACUUGGAUAGAGAAAAAGACAUUAUAAAAUUGGCUGGAACACUUGUUGAUCGAUUGAAAGAUGAGUUUCUUCGAUGGAAUGAAGAAAUGGUUGAACUUCAAAAACAACAUAAUCAGCUAGAAAAAUUUUGCCUAAUAAGCGCUGCAAUCAUUGCAUUCCUUGGGUCAGCGCCUGAAAGCGUGAGAUUCAAUGCAAUUUCACAAUGGCGGGAUUUGCUUAAUGCUGAUAACUUUGAUUUUUUACGAUUUUGUACGACCGAAGCUGGACGGUUACAAUGGAAAAACAAUGGACUUCCAUCGGACAAUCUUUCUCUAGAAAAUGCUAUAAUUAUUGAAAAUACCUUGGAAACACCGCUUAUAAUUGAUCCUAGUGGACGAAUCAGUGAUUUUCUUCAAAAUAAUUUUCAACAGUUAAAAAUUGAACGCUUAAAUGCUUCACAGCCCGAUUUAAUAAUUCAGUUGGAAUUAGGCGCACGUUUUGGUAAAACAUUGCUCAUCGAUGAUAUAAAUGAUAUUGAACCUUCAAUUAUGACAAUUAUAAAAAAAGAUGUUUUUAUUCAAGCAUCGCGUCAAGUUAUUCAAAUUGAUGCCAAAAUGAUCGAUUAUAAUGAAAAUUUUCGAUUAUUUCUUUGUUCAAAGAAUGAUCAAAUAAGUAUCGAUCACAGUAUGAAAUCUGUUCUAAUGAAAAUCAACUUCACAACUACAAAAUCGGGGCUCAUAUCGCAGUUGUUAGAAUUGGCGAUAAAAAUUGAUAAACCACAGUUAGAAGCACGUUCGAAUGAAUUAACUAAAAAAUCGGAAAAUAUGAAAAUACAACUGGAACAAUUACAACAAAUUCUUCUCCAGAAUUUAGCAUUAUCUGAAGGGAAUUUAUUGGAGAAUAACGAAUUAUUAGAGUCAUUAAAUAAAUCUAAAGAAAGUUCUCAAAUAAUUGCUGCUUCUCUUGCUGAAUCGAUUAGACUGCAAUCAGAACUUUCAACGCAACGUGAUGUAUAUCUUACAUUGGCUGAAUAUGCAAGUUCAGUAUACUUUGUUAUAAAGGAUCUUUAUUUGCACAAUCAUAUGUACAGCUUCAAUGUUCAAACUAUCAUCAAUUUAUUUCAGAAAACAUUCUCUUUGAAUCGAGAAAAUGUUGAUGAAACUGAUCGGCCGGAAAAAUUAAAAAGAACGUUACAAAAAUAUAUAUUCGAAAAUAUUGCGAGGUCAUUAUAUGAAAAGGACCGUUUAAUAUUUGCAAUGAAAUUUAUACGAGGAACGCAACCGAAUUUAUUUAUGAAAAAUGAAUGGGAAUUUUUUUCGGGAGUUCUCCCAAAUGAAGAUCAUGAUGAUGCAAUAUUAAAGAAUAUUACAUGGAUUGAUAAAGAAAGAUUGCCUGCAGUUUCUAAUCUAUACAGUUAUUUCCCAACAUUAUUUAAUAAUAUUCGCUUGACUGAAAGAGGGUUAUGGAGUGAAUUUGCAAAAUCUUUCAACUGUGAAGGAUCAUUUCCAAAAGAAAUCGAAUCGCUAAUUACACCAUUCCAAAAAGUUAUUAUUAUUCAAGCUAUUAAGCCAGGAAGACUCCAUUCUGCUAUGCUGCAAUUCGUUUAUCGUGCACUAGGUAUUCACUCUUUGAAUUUGUCCCCAUUUGACUUCAAAUCAUUUUAUAAAAGUGAAACCAGCGCCAAUGAGCCAAUUCUAAUAUUGAAUGGAAUUGGAGCAGAUCCUUCACAAGAUCUCGAAGAAUUUGCUAAAGGGACAAUUGGUUUUGAAAAAUUUUGCCAAAUUUCAAUGGGACAAGGUCAAUUGCAAUCAGCUAUUGAAAUGAUGCGCUUGGCAGCCGAAAAUGGUUCAUGGGUUUGUUUAAAAAAUCUUCAUCUCGUCAUUGGAUCACUAUCCUUCGUUUAUAAGGUCCUUUCUUCGAGCUCUUUAAUUACUGGCAUAUUCGAAUUUAUGCGAUUGAAACGACACGAAAAUUUUCGUUUAUGGUUAACAUGCGAAGAGGAUAAUCGAUUCCCAGCGAUAUUGUUGCAAAAUUCGAUAAAAAUAACGUAUGAAACCCCUCCUGGUAUAAAAAACAAUCUUCAACGAAUUUAUGCAAUGUGGAACGACGUACCUAUUCAAAGCAAUUCAGUACAACUGCAGUACCUCUUCCUUUUAGCAUGGUUACAUGUUGUUGUGCAAGAACGACGCAAUUAUAUUCCACAAGUUGCUUAA
Molecule: messenger RNA, 5727 nt
Organism: Dracunculus medinensis (Guinea worm)
Lineage: Eukaryota; Metazoa; Nematoda; Chromadorea; Rhabditida; Dracunculidae
Source: the annotation of a GenBank genome assembly